Messenger RNA from Acyrthosiphon pisum (pea aphid), 1268 nucleotides. RefSeq names its product BTB/POZ domain-containing adapter for CUL3-mediated RhoA degradation protein 3-like. The transcript is spliced from 5 exons. Lineage: Eukaryota; Metazoa; Arthropoda; Insecta; Hemiptera; Aphididae. The record is from RefSeq and is marked provisional. Bases 132 to 1019 code for a protein of 295 amino acids. Gene Ontology annotation, biological process: protein homooligomerization. Gene Ontology annotation, molecular function: protein binding.
AAGAUGAUAAGAACAACUAAUAAUAAUAACAAACUAUAAAAAUGAAGUAAAUAAACUUUUUCGUAAAAUAACACAACAAUUAAUAAUAUUGUAAUAUAGUUGGGCCGCGCUUACCGUGUGUUCGAGUUACGAUGGGUGCUACGGCGGCAAACGAACCGAAAUCGGAAAUCUCCAAUUAUGUCAAGUUGAACAUCGGUGGGUCGUUGUUCUACACGACCGUGACGACGCUCUCGAAAUUUGACUCGAAGCUGCGCGAUAUGGUUCUGUCGGAAGCGGCCCAAAAUGCCGAAACGUUGGAAUCUGAAGGAUGGGUGUUUAUCGAUCGUUGUGGCAAACACUUUGGCACCAUACUCAACUUCCUGCGAGACGGAACCGUACCGUUACCUGAAACGUGCGUGGAGAUAUCCGAGAUACUGGCCGAAACCAAGUAUUACGGCGUUACGGAGCUGCACAAGGCAUGUGAACAGGCCCUGCAGAAGAAAAGAAACCGUAACACAAACAUAACGUGGGUCACAUUGAUAACGUCCCAGAAUGAAGCCCAGAAAUUGAUAUCCGUAUCGUCAAAGCCGGUAGUGAAAUUUGCAAUUAAUCGUCACAACAACAAAUAUUCGUAUACAGGGGCAUCAGACGAUAAUCUGUUGAAAAACAUUGAGCUGUUUGAUAAACUGGCUGAAAAACAUAAAGAGCGCGGUCUAUUCAUUAAAGACGUCAUUGGAUCAAAUGAAAUCUGCUGUUGGACGUUUUAUGGACCAGGGGGAGCAGUAAAAAAAGUUGCUGAAGUGUGUUGCACUUCAAUAGUGUACGCUACAGACAAAAAACACACAAAGGUUGAUUUUCCAGAGACACGUAUACUUGAAGAAACCAUGAAUGUCAUGUUGUUAGACACACGGAUCAACAAGUCUGUACAGGAACACGAACUAAUAGAGGCUACAUCGAGUUCAAAUGGAAAUUGUCGUUGCUCUUGUUCAAGUCAAUGGUCAGAUUUACAGUGGGAGAAUAGUACGACCAGCACAUUAUAAAACAACUGAACACUAUGAUUGUUGUUGAAAAUUGUUGCUGUUUAUUGGCUUUUAAAUAAUUGUCAUGAGACAAUUUUUUUUGAUAUCAAAAAAGUCUAACUAAUUAUAAUUCCCCGUAAAUUGUUGCCUGCUGUAACAAAACUGAAACUAUAUCUUAAUUUAUUUUUGUAAAAGUUUUGUUUGUUGAAGGUUGUCAUCCUAUUGAUUAAGAUUACAAAAAACUCAAAUAUAUUAUUAUUUUCUUUAAUA